ACUAGAAAUUUCGGUCGGGUCACGACAAAGAUUUUCUGAUGAGGCAAAAAUACAGAUUUAAAUGUGGCAACCCUGGUCUCUUGCUCGAUUGGAAUGACACUGACAGUAAAUUUGGAAUUCCAAUUGGAACAUUUCCCGUCUUUGCUUAUAGUGUCUUGUUUAUAGUUUAAUAAACGUUUGAAUUUUUUGUUUACAAAAGCAGAUAAGUCGUUUUGAAAAUUUGGAAUUGUAUUCUUCUGUGUCGUUCGCGCUUAUUCCAGAUUAAGAGUUUGAAAAUUUGAAGUAUUUAAUACUAUUUUAUUAAAGUUUAGCACCAGCUCGAGUUGUUAGCAAUCUGCAUAACAAUGGCUGCACCCGUCGAUAAUUUGCACUGGCAGAAGCUAGUCAAUAGCAAAGAUCUCUCGGAUGUUGAAUUCACCGUCGGGUCGGACUCCACACUGAUCUGCGGGCACCGUACCCCGCUUGCCUUGGCCAGCGACGUCUUUUAUCGGAUGUUUCUCGGUGCUCUGGUCCCAUCAGCCGGGCAGCCAAUCAGUGUUCCUGACAUCGAGCCGGAGAUCUUUCUAGAGAUGUUAAAAUUUAUCUACUACGACGGACCCAAUAUUACAGCCGACAACCUGGUAAGACUGUAUUAUGCUGCCGAGAAGUACAACUUGGUUCGAUUCAAGGAGCGAUGUCUGCAGUUCGUUGCCAACCACGAGGAAGCAAUGUUGCAAAUUCUCAAUGAUAACGGCGAAUACAACUUCCAAAGAAUCGACGAUUCUUGCCUGAAGAUAAUGUCUGACAACCCAGUACAUUUUUUUGAAGCUCCGAAUUUCUUGGAGCUGUCACUGGAACAAAUGCAGAAAAUUGUCAACCAACGCACAUUGAGGUGCAACACUGAACAACUUAAGGCUGUACUGGAGAAAUGGGAAAAUCAUCGCAAUGGCGAUCGGCAAGGAUCUGCUCAAACAUUGAUGGCGAUUGUAGACAAAUGGAAUCAACAGUCAAGAUACUUCCAGCUGAGAAAAUUGAGCUUCUUCGGAAGAAUGGCAGAAAAUCAAAAUGCAUCUGCAAAAAUCUCUAUUGUAGCACAGGGGAAAUUAAAUAUUUACGGUGUGGGACUGUACGUGGGAAAACUAAAAACCCAAGAACUUCAAGAGUCUGACAAGUUAUCAAUUACUGUAGAGCUAAAGCAUAAGGAGAGCAAUAUUCGUUAUGCUGCUGAAGCACAAUUAAGGAAAGAUGUUUACGUUUUCGACUUCAUGUUCAAGCGAUAUACACUUGAGGCUGAUUCCAUGAUAUCGUUGGAUAUACAUACAUGUGCAACCACUUCAAACGUGUUAUUCUAUGAAGAAGGUAUGCAAUGGACUGAGGACCUCAGAGUUUUAGCAUUGAGCAUGAAAUUACAAGGACAUUACUAUGUUCCCGCCAUUGCAUAUAUUCUUUAUGAUAAUUGAAAAAUAUUAUAACAUAAAAAGCAUAUAAAUUUGAAUUAAUUGUAUGAAAUAAAUGCAAUAUGUUAAACAAAAA
Molecule: messenger RNA, 1512 nt
Organism: Armigeres subalbatus
Lineage: Eukaryota; Metazoa; Arthropoda; Insecta; Diptera; Culicidae
Product: kelch-like protein 30
Exons: 2
Coding region: 345-1439 (364 amino acids)
Biological process (GO): neurogenesis
Cellular component (GO): cytosol
Molecular function (GO): protein binding
Source: RefSeq, a predicted model, not a curated record